Molecule: messenger RNA, 978 nt
Organism: Theobroma cacao (cacao)
Lineage: Eukaryota; Viridiplantae; Streptophyta; Magnoliopsida; Malvales; Malvaceae
Source: RefSeq, a predicted model, not a curated record
AUGUCAGAAAAGGAAAUGGACCCAAAUUGGGAAGAAGCAUCGGAUCACUUCAAAAGGGUGAUUGAUCGUGGUACUGAGGCCAUGCGUCUAAAAGCCAUAAUCAAAUUGGCCAAACUAUCCAAUCAUGCCCCAGAGAAUAUCUUAGGCCAUACCAUACCGAUUCUUGCUAGUCUUGUUGCUGAUCAUAGCUCAAAUAGUUCGAGUCCUUCUCUUCAAGGAGUGGUUGUUCAUUGCUUAAAAUGCAUUGCUCGUCAGGGUGAUGGCAGGUUGGCCACAGAGAUAGGCCAAUCUGGUGCUUUGCUUUCGAUAUUGAGGUUGUUGCCUGAAUCUGAUGGUAGUUUUCAAAGACUUUCUGCACAAUGCCUCUGGUGUCUUGUAAAUUUGGGUACUGAUGAUAAUCGUGUCAUUGUUGCAAACAAUGGUGGUUUGGAGAUUAUUGCUAACCUGUUAAAUUCAUCUGUGCGUAGUGUUAGGCGGUACUUGUUAGAGAUUUUGAGAGCACUAUCAAUGUUGAAAGAAGUAAGAGAACGAGCUUGUCAAGCAAUUGGGUUGCUUGCAACUACAAGGCAAGCUCGGUGUUCGCUAGUUGAGUUAGGUGCUAUACCUGUGCUUGUGGAGUUGCUUCGAGUUGGAGACAGUGACACAAAACUCAAGGCAGACAAUUCCCUUGGAGUGAUUUCAACUCAGAUUGAUUACCUUGGUCAUGUUGCUCAAGCUGGGGCUAUUCCAAUGUUAGCUGAGCUUGUUCAGGGACCUGAUCCUCUUGGUUGGGAUGUUGCAGAGAAUGCACUCUGUCUAUUAGCUCAUAAUGAAGAAAAUGCGGCUUCAAUAGCUGACCACUUAGUGAGAAUCCUUAGGAAAGGAAAUAAUGAGCCUAUUCAAUCAAGAAACGCCACCGUUUAUGCUCCAAGUGUAUUCUUCAACCUUCAAAGCUGUUGCUUCCCGCUUGAUCUUCAAUCAGUUUUGCUUCCAGAUUGA